AUGACCAAAGAAGGACCAGCUUACAACCUUCUCGAGCGAGAGUUCCACGAUCACGACCAGCAGCAACUUGUUGGGAGUAGGGGCAUCCAAGCUCCUAGCGCGGAUCAUCAUCAUGGCCCUUUUCUUCUUUCUUUUUUUGUGUCCGGUCCCUUGUGUGUGUUUUUUUUAAGGCAACUCCGGGGGCUGCUGCUCUGGGGCAUCCAAUUCCUCUUCUUUCUUUUGCUGCUGAUCUCACAUCGAGAGCAGCUCCUUCUUGUUCAGGGUCAUCAGAUGAGAGAUCUUCUUCCGACUCCGAGAAAUCGGUCAAGCGGGAGGCUACCCUCGACUCACCUUUAUAUAAAAAAACCCCUCCCCAGAGGAGAGCAGAAGCUCCAGGAUGAGUAUGUCCUGGAUUCCCGGAUUCAUUCUCGUCCUGAUCCACUAUAGAAUCUUCGAAAUCUACAAAAACAUUCUUGGAGAGGGCUCGUAAUGAUCUUCUCAAAGAUCACAAGGUGCUGAAGUGGCAGGAGUUGGGGGGCGAUCUGUAGGUUUUUGUGAAAGGGAUGCUCAACUCAUGUUCUUUCUGAAAAGAAAAAGCGAAUUCUUGAUGUCGAUUCAUCCACACUUCCAUUCCUUGUAGAGGAAGGCUAACUGCUUGCUGGCUGGGAGCUGUAUGAGCGGUAACGUCCACGUACGGUUCCGUGAGAAGGGCGGUGGACAGAAAUGGCCUUGUUGUACCUCACUCUCGUCUUCAAUGGGGUCUGCUCUUUUUUUUUGGAGAGUAUGCCAAUAUGAU
This is a messenger RNA of Rhodamnia argentea, 775 nucleotides long. RefSeq lists its product as uncharacterized. The record is from RefSeq and is a predicted model, not a curated record. NCBI's taxonomy places the organism in Eukaryota, Viridiplantae, Streptophyta, Magnoliopsida, Myrtales, Myrtaceae.